This is a messenger RNA of Symbiodinium natans, 858 nucleotides long. Lineage: Eukaryota; Dinophyceae; Suessiales; Symbiodiniaceae. The record is from the annotation of a GenBank genome assembly.
AUGGUUGUCAUUGCCGUGACGAGCCUUGCUGGCGAAACGCUGAUUGAAGAAACUGACAUUCCCGAGCCGGUGACUGGGCAACAGAUCAUUGAGAGGAUUCCUGGAACUACGCGCUUCGACAAGCUCCUUAGAGACAGCGAGCCUUUGGAUCUGUCAGCUGAGCUUUGCGCUGGCGAUGGUGCGCUGAGCCUGACGCUCGUUCGGGUGGAUGCAGGCUUGUUGGCCGGCCUCGAGGCUGACACCAUCGAUGUGCUCAGGGACUUUGGCGCCAUUCAGGAUGCGCCGUCGGGCUUCCAUGACAUGAAGUGCUGCCUUAACUUGGCGAAGGAGGACAAGCAAAGAUUCAGCGGAGGCGGCUUUGGGGGCACGGAGUCGACAAAGCACGUGCUUUUGCUUCCGGAUGGGCGAAUUUUGGCCAAAUACCACUACGAGAGCGACUACAUGGAGCACAGCGGUGACUACAGCUGCACAUGCUGCUGGGAGAUAGCGGAGGGCACCUUUGCCCCCACCGGGGAACCUGGUUGCUUGCGUAUUGACUGGACGGGCUGGGCUGAACUCCGUCACCGAAGCGACGAACCCUUUGGCCCGGGUACAAUCACUGGGAAUUGGGAGCAAAAGGUUAUUGAUGCGGCUCGUCGCAGAUUGCCCUCCACGCUUGUGCCCACGGACCACGGAGUUUUGCAUCUGCAGACGUUAUGCAAGGCAUGGGCUGAGGAAGAUAAAGGCUCCGGCGUCGCAUGCGCCCGCAAAACCUCUGCUCGAACAACAUCAUCCCUGAGCAUGCCAAAGUUGGACGCCGACAUCUUGCAGAGCGUUCAAAUGCGUCCUGAUCAUUUGAGCUAUUGGUGCCCAGCAUAA